Messenger RNA from Closterium sp. Naga37s-1, 1620 nucleotides. NCBI's taxonomy places the organism in Eukaryota, Viridiplantae, Streptophyta, Zygnematophyceae, Desmidiales, Closteriaceae. The record is from the annotation of a GenBank genome assembly.
AUGGCGUUCUCUAGAUGGCCCUCGUGUUUGGUGGUUCUGCUGCUCAUCGCUAGCUCGUGCCAAGCUCAACAAGUGAUUCGGCUUGGGUUCCUCCUACCGUAUCCUGAUGGCGACUCCGCCGUUCCGCAACGACUUGCCGACGAAUGGAUCUCUGCCGUCCGUGUGGCUCUGGAGGUGCUGGGACCGCAGUACGAGAACAAUUUCGUCGUCGAGCCGUUCGUCCAAAACUCCGCAUGCGACGCCGAAGUUGCCGCUCAGGCUGCACAGCGGCUAGUCUACACGAACGUGGUCGGCGUGGUGGGUCCAGCAUGUUCCGAGGCCGUGAAGGGCGCCAAUCCCGUGCUCAAGGCGGCCGGGAUUCCAUUCGUCUCGUUCGCCGCCACUGCCGAUGGCUUUUCCAGCGACGUCGAGUACCCCACCUUCUUCCGCACUGUUUUCCCCGACGCGGACCAAGCUACAGCCAUUGUCUCCGUGAUCGAGCAUUUCAACUUCGACCAGAUUCACCUCUUCUAUUCGGACGAGAUUUAUGGCACCUCACUCGCUAAGGGCAUCAAGAACAUUCUGAGCGGCAAGCGCGUGGUGCAACCGAUCAAGGUGCCGUACCCCGUCGACCCCACGGCUCUCGACCAGUACUUCGCCAACAUGAAGCCCAGCAACGCUUCCGUCUGCGUCUUCGCCACGCUGCCCAACGUCGCCGAGGCCCUCUGGGAAACGGCGUUCCGCCUGGGCCAGACCAAGUUCCCGUACUGGUACCUGGGAGCUGAUGGCGCCGUUGCAUUUGACCUCGUUGGCGAAGGCAAGGACCUGACCAACCUCACACACGCCCUGCAGGGAGAAAUCGGCGUUGGUCCUUACAAGGGCAACUACCAUCCGCGCACGUCGCCCUUCAACCAGUUCAAGGACUUUUGGGCCACCAAGACGCACGAGGAGUACCCUGGCCUGCUCACGCUCGACGCCUCCCCCCGGUUCACCGAAGCACGUGCCUACGUCACCAACCUCAUCGAUUCCAUCUGGGCAUUCUUUGAAGCUUUCAAGACAAUUGUCGUCGACCAAGGCAAGGAGGUGACGGCGCCACUGCUGCUGGACUGCUUCCGAGGCAUCCCCUCCCAGUGUAUCGCCUUCAACGGCGCCUCUGGCACCGUUGCCUUCAACAGCACCACGGGGGAGAGGGAGACGGAGGCCUCGGCGCCCCAGUACGGGUUCUACAACCUCAUUGACGUCACCUGGAAGGAGAAGAGCAAGUGGGUGCUGGGCAGCUACAAGAUCAACCCCAACCUCGAAUACAUUGAGCGGCCGGGCCCGCUGCCUGCCAGCUGGAAAACGGAUCUCAUGAAGCAGAUUGCCGCCCAGCCUGCCGUCAUCCCGGCCGGCAUCGAUGCGGUGCAACCUGUUUCGGAUACUUUUGAUACCCUGCCCGGUGCCAAGGAGAAGGAUUACAAUACCACCACUACCAAGGCACCUGCACCCUCUGGUGGUGGUGGCGGGCCUAGCACGGGAGCCAUUGUUGCUCUUGUGCUCGUCAUUAUCGUAGCUGUGGGAGUGCUCGGGUAUGGUGGAUGGUACUGGUACAACCGCAACUACCGCCACCCCGAGCACCAGACGUUUGUUCGCAUGCUUUAG